UGUGCGGCGGGGCGGGCGCUGCUAAUUCCAUUGUGGAGCGGACGCGGCGAUAUUUGUAACUGGCGGCGGCGGCGGGAGCCGUAAGUGCAGCCGGGCCGGGGCCGCCGCGGGCGCGGGGCGGGAGGCGGCGAUGCGCCCGGGCGGCGGCUGCCGCGCCGCCGAGGGAGCCGCCCGCUGAGCCGGCGCGGUCCGGCUGGCUGGCGGGCGGGCGGGCGGCGGGUCCCGCAGCCCCUCUGGGCCGCGCCUCCUCUCCGGCCCGCCUUCCCGGGGGAUGAAACUCGGCAGCGGCUUCCUCGGCGGCGGCAAGAGGGCGGCGGCCAUGGAGCCGACGUUCCCCCCCGGCAUGGUGAUGUUCAACCACCGCCUGCCCCCGGUCACCAGCUUCGCCCGGGCGGCCGCGCCCCCCGCGGCGGCCCAGCACCCCCCGCAGUGCGUGUUACCUCCGGCCGCCGCCGCCGCUUCCUCCACGGCGGCGGGCGAGCCCCCGGCGCCUCCGCCCCCGCAGGACGUGACUUUCAAGAAGGAGCCGGCGGGGGCUUUCCCCUCCGCGCCCUCCUCGCAGAGGAGCCCGUGGGGCUUUCUGCAGUCCCUGGUGAGCAUCAAGCAAGAGAAGCCCAGCGAGCAGGAGGAGGAGCAGCAGCCGCAGCACCAUCACCACUACGGGGGGCUUUUCGGGGCAGCGGCGGAGGAGAGACCCUCCGGCCUGGGCAGCGGCGAAGGGAGCGGCCCGAGCGUGAUCCAGGACCUCAGCCUUCUGCACCACCUGCACCAGCAUCCCCACCGAGACCUGCUGCUGACCGGCAGAGGCGAGGGCGCUCCGGGGAGCGCGGGUGAGCCAAAGCACGACGCCCAGGUCAAGAAGGCAAAGAGGCCAAAGCCAGAAACUCAGGGAAUCAAAGCCAAGCGGAAGCCAAGCGCUUCAUCCAAACCCCCCCUGGUGGGAGAUGGGGAAGAUGCCGUGGCGUCCCCCAGCCAGAAACCUCACGUCUGCGAGCACUGCAGUGCUGCCUUCAGGAGCUCCUAUCACUUGCGCAGGCACGUGCUCAUCCACACCGGGGAGAGGCCUUUCCAGUGCAGCCAGUGCAGCAUGGGCUUCAUCCAGAAGUACCUGCUGCAGAGACACGAGAAGAUCCACAGCAGGGAGAAGCCCUUCGGGUGUGACCAGUGCAGUAUGAAGUUCAUCCAGAAGUACCACAUGGAAAGACACAAGAGGACGCAUAGUGGAGAAAAGCCAUACAAAUGUGACACUUGUCAGCAGUAUUUUUCAAGGACUGAUAGACUGUUAAAGCACAGAAGAACAUGUGGUGAAGCCAUAGGUAAAGCAGGGGCUGGAAUGGAGCCCGGAUCAUCAAAUAGCAUGGGUAGCUUGGCUGCAUUGUCUCAGGGAAAUACAAGUUCCUCAAGGAGAAAAAGUAAAACAAAAAAUACGUCCACGGAAAACAAAGGAAACAAGUGUAGCAGCAAAAUAGCUGAAUCUCAAGUUACAAGUAAUGUGGCCAUGCCAAGUUAUGCAGUUGAUAUUCCUAUUGUGUCUUCCAGUGGUGGUCUAGUUGGCACAGGCGUAGAAGAACUUCAGAAAAAGGUGCCAAAAUUGAUCUUGAAAAAAGCGAGCAGAAAACAAGCAGACAAAAAUUACCUUAAUUUUGUAUCACCACUGCCAGAUAUUUUGGGGCAAAAACCACUAUCUGGGAAACAGAGUGGCUCUCUAGGCCUAGUAGCCAAUACCGGUGUAGAAACUAUUGGCCUUCUCCAAAGUACAGGUGGUAAACCGGGUCAGAUAAGUAGCAAUUACGAUGAUGCCAUGCAGUUUUCAAAGAAAAGAAGAUACUUACAAACUGCAAGCAGUAACAGUGCCUUUUCACUUAAUGUCGGACACAUGACUUCCCAGCAGUCCGUCAUCCAGUCUCCGGGUGUUAGCGUUAUGGAUAACGAAGCUCCCUUAUCUCUUAUCGAUUCAGCAUCUUUAAACAGUGACAUGAAGUCUUGCCACGACAAGUCUGGUAUUCCCGAUGAGGUCCUGCAGAGCCUUUUGGACCAGUACUCUCACAAAUCGGAAGGCCAGAAGGAAGAUCCUUUCAGUAUAACUGAGCAGCGCGUGGACUUGCACACCUCAGGAGAACAUUCAGACAUGGUUCAGGAAGAGAACUUGAGCCCUAACUCUCAAACAGUUUCAAAUGAUAAGGCAAGCAUGUUGCAAGAAUACUCAAAAUACCUCCAACAAGCCUUUGAAAGAACAAGCAACAGCACUGGUUUUGCUUUUGGACCCAGUUUCCAGUUUGUUAGCUUGUCUUCAACUCUCCAUAACCACACUCUGUUUCCAGACAAACAGAUAUACACUACAUCUCCACUUGAGUGUGGCUUCAGCCAAUCUGUUACCUCAGUAUUGCCAACUGCGUUGCCAAAACCUCCAUUUGGGAUGUUGCUUGGCUCUCAGCCAGGCUUUUACUUGUCUGCUUUGGAGGCUUCGCAUCAACAGUUGACUCCUUCUCAAGAGCUGGAUGAUCUCAUCGAUCCGCAGAAAAACUUAGAGACUUCAUCGAACUACCAGUCAACAUCUCAGAAACUGACUGGCCAGAAGGAACAGAAAAACUUAGAAUCCUCAACGAGCUUUCAGAUCCCAUCUCAGGAGUUAACCAGCCAGAUAGAUCCUCAGAAGGACAUAGAGCCUAGAGCAACCUACCAGAUCGAGAACUUUGCACAAGCGUUUGGUUCUCAGUUCAAGUCGGGCAGCAGGGUGCCAAUGACUUUUAUCACUAACUCUAAUGGAGAAGUGGACCAUAGAGUAAGGACUUCAGUGUCAGAUUUCUCAGGGUAUACAAAUAUGAUGUCUGAUGUGAGUGAGCCAUGUAGUACACGAGUAAAAACCCCAACCAGCCAGAGUUACAGGUAAGGUCCUGACUGUGACCAGGCUGUGGGGUCUUCUUAAUGUAAUUUGUUUUACUUUGACAACACUGCCAUUGGAAUGUUUCUACACGGUCCUAUUAAGAAUAAUGUAACAUGCCCUUUCAAUGCAACUUUUCAUAUUUAGUUUAUUUUGUUAGUGUGAUUUUUUUAGCUCUGUUUAUUAUGGUUUUUAAUCAAAAAUCAAUAGUUUUUAAAAUAGCGUUUUUGUUCAAGUGACAAUGUGUAGCAAUCAAAUUUACAUUAUGUAGAUUGUCAGGGAAUAGCCCAAGAGUUUAAAAUGCAAAAAAUUAACUUUGUUCCUAGGACUAAAGUUUAUUCUAAUUGCUUUACUCUCAGGAAAGUCUAAUGAAGCGUGGGAAUUCUAUGCACCGCUAGUGUAUUGGAACUUCCAAUUUACAGAUGAUGACAAAUAUAUCUCAGCUUUUUAAGGAAGGGAUCUUUGACAUUUCAAAUUGCUGUCUCUUACGUCAGCUGAUCUGAAAGAAUUUUGCUACCUAAAUCUUGUUGUUUUUAAAGUACUCCUGUUCUUCCAGGUGACGCUCAUUCCAGGCAGGUGGAGCAAAUGUUCUCGGGUCUGCACGAUGAGCCCAGCACGGUAGCUUUAAUCUGAACAGUAAUGUCCCCAGAACUGCUGUGUAAGACUGUAAUUCCCUAAAGAGAUUCUGUUGACACAAACCAUGAGAACAAAAUGUGUGCAGCUGGUUCAUGUCACUAGAACCCCAACUUGAAACUACAGUCCUAAUCCAGAUAGGGUUUUGGGAUACGUUAUUUGUUACACACGGUUCAAAAAAGUGCAUCUCCUGCUCCUCCCCUUUUCACAUUCUUUUAGUGUAAAGGGUUCCCUCUAUUUUAUUGUGUUCCUGGUUCCUCUGGACUUGAUCUUGGUUAUCUGCCUGUCCUCCCUGCCCCCCCUUCCCAUCCCCUUUUCUUUCUUUUCUUUCCCUUUUCCCCUACUCACACUCUCACCCCGAUGUAAUAGCUAGCCUUUAAAAAGAUUUACAUUCCAGAAAGUGCAUAUCUUACGAUGUGCUUUCUGAUGUCUUACGACAUCAGAUGAUGAACAAUGAACACCCACCUGUUCUAGAACUAUGUCGAGGUUUCCAUGUAGGAUAAGAAAUAAUCUACUCCCAACUGUACAUAGUAAGGCCCCUGUCCUGCAUCAGGAUGGGCUACCACGGCCCCCUGUGCCCAGCAGUGUCCCCGUGCUGUCCCUGGAGCUCCCUCCAGAGAGGGGCUUGCAGCAGUUCAUCAAGGCAGGCUUCUAGGGCCUAAGGCUGCAAUUCCAGCAAAGGAUUCUGCUGAUGGCAUCAACUGCAAAAGUAGAACUUGAGUGGCUUGUUAAUAUCAACAGAACUUUUCUUUGGAAUUAUUGCCUUACUUUAUGUAUAUUUUGUGGUACAUUAUUUAUUAUAUGUGAAUCCUGAUUAAUGCCUGUGGAGCCAUGGAAACCUGCUAGAAAUACUGGUGGCCAUUCAAAGCUGCUGAAACGCAGUGGCACUGCUCUAAACCACUUUUUGCAAAUGAUUUUUUGAUUAGUUUUUUAAUGUAAUUUUGGUGAUGUUUAUGAUGAUGGUUUUUUAUGUACUCUUGGUGAUGUUUCAGUCUUACGUACUUUUCUGUUGUCAGGAAGGUACCAGUGGUUGUUUGCAGUCUUAUUGUGUAAUCAGCCUAUUACAGGCUUCCAUGUAUAAUAAAGUUAUUAACAUUGUGCAAGUGUAAAACACUUCUGUUAUGAAAGUGGUGUAUUAUUAAAAGAAAUUGUUACAAAAAUCCUGGGUAAUUUCUCCUGUUGUCCCUCACCACUAUGAAUAGAAACCUGAGCCCAUUCGUGAUCUCUUUUGCUAGAAAACUUUUUUUUUUUUUACCCUCACUAAUCUAGAGUUUUUUCCUCAUAGUAUCUGUGUAACUCCAUUAACUUUUUAUUUAUACUUGAUUCUGUAUUUCACGCUAUUUCAGUUUAAAUAAUCAAACAACAACUGUUCUCUAAACACAGAACCCAGCCUGUUACCAGGGAUGGCAUAGUCCGUAACCACUGUGUUGGCUUUUUAAAUACCUUUUCUUUUGUUUUACAGAGGUUAUAAUUUACAUUCUUUAUAUUGUGUGUGGUAGAAGUUGCAUAUGUAUUGUUCUGACUGUUUGCUUUAACUUAAUAAAACCCAUUAUUCACAGAAUCAUAAAGGCAUCACUU
This is a messenger RNA of Prinia subflava (tawny-flanked prinia), 5092 nucleotides long. It is a transcript of the gene ZNF281, whose product is annotated as zinc finger protein 281. Gene Ontology annotation, molecular function: DNA-binding transcription factor activity, RNA polymerase II-specific. NCBI's taxonomy places the organism in Eukaryota, Metazoa, Chordata, Aves, Passeriformes, Cisticolidae. Gene Ontology annotation, cellular component: nucleus. The record is from RefSeq and is a predicted model, not a curated record. Gene Ontology annotation, biological process: regulation of transcription by RNA polymerase II. The coding region runs from base 272 to 2890 and encodes 872 amino acids. The transcript has a single exon.